Emys orbicularis (European pond turtle) is the source of this 264-nucleotide messenger RNA. It is a transcript of the gene HRK, whose product is annotated as harakiri, BCL2 interacting protein. Lineage: Eukaryota; Metazoa; Chordata; Testudines; Emydidae. The transcript has a single exon. The coding region runs from base 1 to 264 and encodes 87 amino acids. Gene Ontology annotation, cellular component: mitochondrion. Gene Ontology annotation, biological process: positive regulation of apoptotic process. The record is from RefSeq and is a predicted model, not a curated record.
AUGUGCCCCUGCGCGCUGCACGGCGGGCCCCCCGCCGCUUGCCUCUGCAGCUCCGCCCGGCGCGGGGAGCGCUUCUCCGGGGCGCAGCUGGUGGCGGCCCGCCUGAAGCUGGUCGGGGAUGAGCUGCAGGAGCGGACCGCGUGGCGGAGGGCGAGCAGCAGGCGGGCUGCGGCCGGGAGAAGCCUGGCCACCUACCUGUGUCUGCUGUGCGCCGCCACGCAGGUGGCCGCGCUGGUCUGGCUGAUCCGCAAGAGGAGCUGGUAG